CCCUGCAAAGUUGUCUGCUGACGCUUCCUGACGCUCUGAAAUACGGUCCGCGGCCUAGCAAGCCUCGGCCCUGACUUCCAGAAUCAUAUCCGCAGCAUAGCGACCGACAUCCCACAAUGCAGCUCCAGAAGCGCGCUGCCGGCCUGCGCGCCGCGUCCAGCCGUCGCAGCACUGUGCGCGUGUGCGCGCAGGCCCAAGUGGCCACGGUCACCGCGCGCCCGGCCGUUCGCAGCGUCGAGCACGAGGUGCCCGCUGAGCUGGAUGUGGAGGCGAUGUACAAACGCCUUGAGGCCCGCUCAAAGGCCCUGAUUCAGCUGGAGGAGCGCGAGUCUUCGACCUACCCCAAGGUCAAGUUCACCCUGAAGCAGAAGGUUGGCCUGGGCGAGUGCUGGAAGAUCGUGGCUUCUAGCGUUUGUUUGCUUGGUUGUUCGGUUGCGUCUGUCUCACACAUUGCGUUGGUGGCGCUCUGUAUCCUCGUGGACACCACAGGUAUGUGCCCCGAGCUGGGCCGCAUGAAGCCCGAGGUGGCGCCCUACAUGCAGUGGACCAACGGUGACGUGUGGACUCUGGAGGCCAAGAUGCGCCCCGGCACCUACGAGUUCAAGGCCGUGCUGCGCAAGCCUGACGGCUCGUACCUGUGGGAGGACGGCAAGGACCGCGUGCUCGAGGUUCCCUUUGGCGCCUCGGGCAAGAACGUGGAGCUGACCAACAUCAAGUUCCCCGGUGCCUAAGGCCCCGCCGCGACAGACCGCUGAGCCCUGGCUGCUCCGGGCCGUGAUGUAACGACGCGUUGAAAGUUGGAAAGAGGCUGAACCAGCCCGGGCUGGCCUUGAAUUUGCAUACCCGGCAUUAUGUUGUUGACUGCAUGACGCCCACAACCAACCCCUGGUGGUGCAUUGCAUGCUGGCGCUCACCCCACGACGCGGCUUCCGCGGGCUUUGAUGAGCAUGGUGGUACGGGGGUUCGAGACAACGCAGGCACGACUACGCGCGCACGCGCGCACGCGCGCACGCGCGCACGCGCGCACGCGCGCACGCGCAGCGCCCAGACCCAAGUUUUGACAAGUAUGCUAUUCUUUAAGUAUCAUUUGUCGCAGUGUUGUGCAGUUGCUUGAAGACUUCGUGACAGGCGCUGAGGCUGUGUACGUAUUGCUGUAUGAUAAAAUGCGGUUCUAGUAGUGAGGGACGCUGCCUCCGGAUCAGGCAUUGCGGCUGUGGCUGCGUGGCAGGGCAAUGUAGCGCCGUAGUUGGCGCUCGCGCUUGUCGCCGCAGCACUGCCUCUGUCGAACUCUGGGUGGCAGAGCAAGGUUGCUGGUGUUGUGAUGGAGCUUUUCAGCCGCGCAGGUACGCGAUGGCUUGGCUCCAGUUUCCAUGGAUUUUGGGUCAAGGGGGUCCUGAGUGGUGCAGAAGAGCAAGGGCAGGUGAUACGGGCAGUAAGUUGCGCCCGAGAGAAGAGGAGAGAAGCUUGAGCCGAGAACGGUUAACGAGGGCGGACGCCCCGACAGGGGUGCAUACUGGCGUGUGGGGACGCGACCUUGGCAAGAGGCCCUAGUGCACUAGGGGGGCAUGUCGCACUUGUGGGGGAGGGCACUGCACGAGGGCACUGUAACGGUGCGAGGAC
This is a messenger RNA of Chlamydomonas reinhardtii, 1620 nucleotides long. RefSeq lists its product as uncharacterized. Gene Ontology annotation, molecular function: starch binding. The transcript has 7 exons. The coding region runs from base 117 to 731 and encodes 204 amino acids. NCBI's taxonomy places the organism in Eukaryota, Viridiplantae, Chlorophyta, Chlorophyceae, Chlamydomonadales, Chlamydomonadaceae. The record is from RefSeq and is a predicted model, not a curated record.